UUCAGUUCUGGUUUGUGUCCAAGCCUUGUUGAGUUCUUCCUGCACUCUAACCUAGUUAUCCCCUUUCACUCAUCAAAGUCUCAAUCUUUGAGCUCAACAUCUCUUCUUCCUUCAUCUUCCUGAUCUGGGUCUUUGCUUUCUCUAUCUUAGAUCAAAAUUUUCUACCACUUUUUACCUUUCUGUUAUGCCUCACUUCAUAGCCAUUCACAGAAAAGCCAUACCUUUCAUCUGGGUAUGCUCGGUUUCUAUAUCUGCAUAAUCAGAACCUUUUUGUUUGUGUAAAAUGGGUUGCUUUUGAUAUGCAGAGAAGUGUUACAAGGUACAAGAUUUCUUAUUAGAGAUACUUAGUACACUUUGUCAACAUUGUCAUUUUAACUAUGGGUAGAGGCAGAGGGAAAGGGAAGAAGGACACUGUUAUUGUUGAGCCAGAGGAUCCUAGAAAUGGCGAAGAGGAGAAACUUCCAGCUUUCAGAAGAAGAGGUAGACCAAUAAAGCCGCUGAUGGAUGAUGUUGAAGAAGUAGAAGCAACUGAAAAUAUAGAGAAAGAUGAGGAGAUUGUGAUUGGUAACGAAAAUGGUUCAACAAAGGAUUUGAAAACUCAGGUUAUCACAGUAAACAAAAGGAAAAGAAAGAGGUCUGUACAGACUAAAGAAAAGAAGGAUCUGGCGAAGGAGGAGAAUGGCAACCAAGUAAAGCCGAACCCAGAUGAUUCUGUAAAGCCUGCUGGAUUUCGGCAUAACGGGAGCAGGCGCAAAAACAAGCCUUGCCGCGCUGCUGAAGCUGGUGUAGACUGCAAGUAAGGUUGACAUUCUGGUUUUUAAGGCCGAAGAAUUGCUGGAAACUUGUUAUUACAAGACACAGUCCAUUGGCUGUGUAAGACUUGUUGUGGUUGCUUAUUGUCAUUCUUUUUUUCUUUUUGAACAACUCUAUUUGCUAUUUUCAGAAAACUGGCAAAAUCUUAAUUUUUCGGAUUCAUAAUGGACUAUGUUUCUUGUAGUUAUAGAGCUACUAUCACUAAAAGGAACUAUGGAAUUUUGUAGAUAUUCUUUAAUCAUAAGUUGAAUUUUCCUGUUUA
This is a messenger RNA of Arachis stenosperma, 1075 nucleotides long. RefSeq lists its product as uncharacterized. Lineage: Eukaryota; Viridiplantae; Streptophyta; Magnoliopsida; Fabales; Fabaceae. The record is from RefSeq and is a predicted model, not a curated record. The transcript has 2 exons. The coding region runs from base 378 to 800 and encodes 140 amino acids.